CGCAGGCACCGAAGACGCCGCCGAACCGGACAUGAUCGUCUUGCGUCUGCAUGGUACCUUUUGGUUCCGGAGAUAUGUGCGUGAGGCUCAACGAUAAACUUUCCCCAGGUCUAUGUCCCCAGCGGGCUGCGUGUCCUGCUCACCGUCACGCCAAUCCGGACGCGGUUCACCAUGGCCAGCCUCGAGUUCAUCCUGGGGACGACGAUCGGGUGCGGCCUCGUAGGUGCCAUUUUGUCAGAAUUUCUGUACGGGCUGUCCGUGUCUCAGGCCGUGUAUUACUUUUGGGUGUAUCGCGAAGACCCAAGACGACUGAAGUACCUGGUUGCGUGGUGGCUACUAUUAGCUACAGUCAAGGAGGCAAUUUCCCUGCAGGUCCUCUUUGAAGACUUGAUCUCGAAUCAUGCAAACCUCGAGAGUAUAGCGCAUCUGUCAGUGGCGUAUGGAGCGCAAAAUAUACUCGGAUGGAUACUUGUAUUCUCAGUACACUGUUUCUACAUCAACACUAUGAAGCAUAUCCUACGGCAUCACAGGCAACGCAGACUGAUCAUGGGUGUUGCGGUCGUGCUAGCCAUCCUCACGCUUCUAACGGGUUCUGCCAUUAUCGACUACGCUAUCUACUACAAAGGCAAAUUCAACAAAAAGUCCCUAGUGGCCCUGGCUCCGCCAUGCAUCAUCAUUCUGACAGACGUCUACAUCACGUUCGUCCUGUGCUGGACACUAAGUGCGGCGCGGUCUGGCCUUCAUAGUCCGACGGAGAGCCUGGUAAACCGACUCAUCAAAUACAACGCCGACCGCGGCAUCAUUCUCUGUAUGGUACAACUCGUGGCUCUCACCACCUACAUCUAUGACAUCUACUCCGGGUCGACAAACAUCACCGCCGUCGUCUACUUCGCCGAGAUCAAUAUAUACUGCAAUACCGGACUAGCAGUACUGAACAUGCGCAAACAAGUCCGAGCAGCGCUCUCCGAUACGUACUCCGUCGAGAUCAUGCCCAUGACCCAACCGGAGCAUGGCCUCGAGGGAAGUAACAACACUUCGAGCGGGUCCGACGAGACCCAGCUUGCCACCCCACGAACACCGCGGAUUCCCUCUCUCCUACCUAUUACCGAUCCUCAUGCCAAAGUAUGAGACAUCGUACGCGACGAUGUCGCGCACGUCUCGAGCAAACACUUCCUCUCCAUGCGCAUGUACGUCCUGAGGGGUGACCGGUGUACAACGCUGGCGUGCUCGUCUGUACCUACAGCGAGACUCGCUUCGCCUUGCAAGAUCGCGGAUAGGUCGA
Molecule: messenger RNA, 1282 nt
Organism: Rhodofomes roseus
Lineage: Eukaryota; Fungi; Basidiomycota; Agaricomycetes; Polyporales; Fomitopsidaceae
Exons: 21
Coding region: 172-1128 (318 amino acids)
Source: RefSeq, a predicted model, not a curated record